AUGCGGAAAGAAGGGGAAGGGGAAAGGCGUCCUCUGUUUCUGAGGGCGCCCUUGCGGAGGAAUCCGGAGGCGUCCCGAGGCCGCGUGGAGACCCCGUCAGGCCCUUCCGGGCCCUGCUCGGGAAAACGCGCCCCGAAGCCACGGUCCCGGCAAAGUUCCAAUGGUCCUGUAAAGAAGUCCAUGCGUGAAAAGGCUGUUGAGAGAAGGAAUGUUAAUAAAGAGCACAAUAGUAACUUUAAAGCUGGUUAUAUUCCAAUUGAUGAAGAUCGUCUCCAUAAAACAGGAUUGAGAGGGAGAAAGGGCAAUUUAGCCAUCUGUGUUAUUAUCCUCUUGUUCAUCCUGGCUGUCAUCAAUUUAAUUAUAACACUUGUUAUCUGGGUUGUGAUUCGCAUUGGACCAAAUGGCUGUGACAGCAUGGAGUUUCAUGAAAGUGGUCUGCUUCGAUUUAAGCAAGUAUCUGACAUGGGAGUUAUACAUCCUCUUUAUAAGAGCACAGUAGGAGGAAGGCGAAAUGAAAAUUUGGUCAUCACUGGCAACAACCAGCCCAUUGUUUUUCAGCAAGGGACAACAAAGCUCAGUGUAGAAAAGAACAAAACUUCUAUUACGAGUGACAUUGGUAUGCAGUUUUUCGACCCAAGGACUCAGAAUGUCUUAUUCAGCACAGACUAUGAAACUCAUGAGUUUCAUUUGCCAAGUGGAGUAAAAAGUUUGAAUGUUCAAAAAGCAUCUACUGAAAGGAUUACCAGCAAUGCUACCAGUGAUUUAAAUAUAAAAGUUGAUGGGCGUGCUAUUGUGCGUGGAAAUGAAGGAGUGUUCAUUAUGGGCAAAACCAUUGAGUUUCACAUGGGUGGUAAUAUGGAGUUAAAGGCUGAAAACAGCAUCAUCCUAAAUGGAACUGUGAUGGUCAGCACAACCCGCCUACCCAGUUCCUCCAGUGGAGACCAGUUGGGUAGUGGCGACUGGGUGCGCUACAAGCUCUGCAUGUGUGCUGAUGGGACUCUCUUCAAAGUGCAAGUAACCAGCCAGAACAUGGGCUGCCAAGUCUCAGACAACCCCUGUGGGAACACAUAUUAGAAGAACCCCAGAGCCAUCAAUAUGUUCAUGUGUGGAUUUGACUUUUUUUUUAAGAGUAUGCAUGCAAAUCAUUCUUUUACAGAAUUUAUGAUAACUCAUUGUAAUUAUUUUAACUGCAGAGCACUGCUAUAUCUAUUAUAUAGUCUUCAUAUUUAAAAUAUUCUCAGAGAGCUUAAAUUCUAAUACAUUUUAUUAAGUUGCACUGAUCUUCAAAUUACAGCUCUCUAAAAUAAUUAUGAGAAGUGAAUAAAAUCUAAAUUAAUUUUUAAAGAGAUGUUUUUAAAAUUGCACUAUCCCUUUUCUAAAGAAUAAAGGGCUGAAAGCAACUGUUUAGACUCACUAUAAGUAAGCUCUUGGUAACUCUAAUGGGGAUAGACCCACUUAAGAUGUUUAAAGGGUACACUGUCAGUGUUUGAUGCUCUGUCUUGGCUUUGGCUUCUGAAAGGAAAGACACAGAUUUUUGGCUUUGACCUUGAUCCAUAUUCUCACAUGCAAGUGAAGUCAUCUAAGAACUUUACAUAUGUGAGAUAGUAAGAAACUGUGGUUCCUUAGCACUAGGAAGAAAAUACUCUGUAAUUGAAUAUUUACUUGAAAUAAUGAUAAAUAUUGUGUUCAUAAUGUGGUAUAAAUUAAAAUAAAAUCUCAGCUUUAACUUUUAAAUAAUAAUGAUAGCCAUCAUUGAGCAUCUUAAACAUCCUAGGCAUUGUCCUAGACAUUGCUUAUUGAAUAUCUCUAAUUCUUACCACAACACCAAAAAGUAGGUGUUUUUAUCUCAGUUUUAUCCUGUGGGAAACUGAGGAUCAGAGAAGUUAAACUUGACUAAUGUCACAUGGAAAGUAGUAGAGUUAGGACUGGCAUUCAGGUGUGAUUUAAACCUAGACGUACCUGAUUCCAAACACCGUGUUCUUUUCACUAUCUGCACUGAAUUUUCAGUUAUUUAAAACUCUAGAAAUACGAACAAAGACUAAUUCAAACUUACCUAAGCAGACAAGAGUCAAAUAAAAUAGGUAUGCUUACUCUAGUUAUAAGAAAAUAAAUAAAUCUCUUGUCAAACAAAAAAAUGACCAAUCACUGUCAGGUUUUAAACUAUCUUAAUCCAGUUCCAAAAUAUUAUACUAUAGAGAAGUCAAAUUGGCCUCCUUGUGAGCUAUCCCAGUUUCCCAACUGAUGGGCCUUGGCACAGUGGAGUGUCUGAAUGGGUAACAGCGAUGCCAAGAUAUUUAAACUCUUAGCAAUCAGGGCAGCACAGAGGAAAGUGGGGAAGCCAUGGGCCCAGACAAGUUCUGCUGGCCAGGAAUGGCCUGAUGGGUUUACUCCAGUGUGCCACACAAAUAUUAUCCUCCUUAAUGUGUGCCCUGCCUUGAAAGUAAGUUGUGAAGUACCAGACUGAAAAGUGCUAAUACAGGAGAUAAUACCAAUAAUGUUUAAGUAACUAUAAGAAUUUACCUCUGCUCCUAAUAUCACUAUCUCAUUGUAAUUAUUUAUAACCUUCAAACCAGUCAAUUUUUAAUGUAUUUUAUAUUUGAUUUGAAAGGAAUUCUUUGGUGUUAUUAAGACACACUCAAGAUCAGGGACAGGAACCCCAAAGUAGUUUGCUGUAAAAUAGGCAUCAGAGAUGUAUUAUAGGUUCCACCCCGCAUUCAAGUAUAACAGUAUUCUGUCAUGGUCACUUCAAACUGGGUAGCUAAGAGAAUCAAUACAAAAACAAUUUUUGUUCAGUAUUGUCAUAGUUCUCUCUGAUGGAGAAACUAAAUACCUUAGAGAUUAUGAAGUCAUUAAAUUACAGUGAAAUAAGGAUUGUCUUACAACCUAACACUGAGCUCAAUUUUUAAAUGAAAGAAAAGAGAUUUAUGACUUCUGAGUGUUAUUAGUUGUGAUAUUGGAAUCCAUUUGGAUAUAUUCAAUAUCAUUUAAUAUCUGGAUGAUAUUCAGAAAAAUUGUUGGAAUUUUUGUUCAAAUGCUCAGUAUAUUUUUUAAUUGCACACUCAUUUCUUGUCUACUCUAUUUAGAUUUGUUUAAAAGUUUCUUUAAAUAAGUAUUUUUACAAAAACCACAGAACACUAUAUUACAAAGUAUUAUUUAUUGAAUGUAAUUCAUGAAAUAAUCUAUUUUUACUUCUCUUUGAGAAAUAGUUGUGUUUUUGAUACAUCUUCAUUAAAUGCUUUUGACAUGAGAGGAUAUUUUGAUGUUUUUAUAGAACUGAUCGUUAACAGGUAUAGCAUUUUCGGAUACAAGAACAAACUAUCUGUUUUACCCAUGACCUAUUUUGAGUCACAGUAAAGCUUCAGCAACUCAUUCUUGCCACCAGAUGGUAUUUUUACGUAAACUGAAAUGCUAACUUUAUCUCUUCCUGCUGUAUGUUCAUCCCCUGUCUUGAGCACUAAUAUGACAAACAGCAACCUUGGGGAAGGGGGAUGACAAAGACAGGCCCCCAGGAGGGGGCGCAGAUGCAUGCUUGUUUAAAUAACUACAGUAUUCUGGAGGUGAGUUGCAAUGACAAGCGGGACAAAUGAAAUGAAUGCAGGAUUUUUUAGAGACUGUCUAAUGGGCAGAUAGGAAAAAUGCAAAACAACACAAAACAGGGACUGCCUAUACAUAGUCUGCAGUAUUUUAAAAUAUAUUUAUCUGUAUUCUUUUUGCAUUGUGAAAAAACAAAUUUUGUGUGAUAGUUUUGAUGAUGAAAGGUGGAAGUUCAACCUAGUUUUGAAUGAGUGUUUUUUAAAGGGGUGAGAAUGUUACGGUGCUAAACCUGACAAGCAACCAUUGAAAUGCAGAUAAUAUUAGUAAUCUUUUUUAAAGUGUUGAGAGGGGCAAAGAUUACAAACUGUGCCAUACAAAAAUAAACCUAUAAAUUUGUUUCAGAUUGCUAACUUGAGUUUCAGUUAAUGCAUUUUGUAAUAACUAUUAAUGACCUCUGUUUACAAUAAAAAUUCUGUAAAUUGUU
Messenger RNA from Galeopterus variegatus (Sunda flying lemur), 4018 nucleotides. RefSeq names its product sarcoglycan, beta (43kDa dystrophin-associated glycoprotein) (gene SGCB). The transcript is spliced from 6 exons. The record is from RefSeq and is a predicted model, not a curated record. Gene Ontology annotation, biological process: muscle organ development. Gene Ontology annotation, cellular component: sarcolemma; sarcoglycan complex. The coding region runs from base 1 to 1074 and encodes 357 amino acids. NCBI's taxonomy places the organism in Eukaryota, Metazoa, Chordata, Mammalia, Dermoptera, Cynocephalidae.